This is a messenger RNA of Knipowitschia caucasica, 1914 nucleotides long. NCBI's taxonomy places the organism in Eukaryota, Metazoa, Chordata, Actinopteri, Gobiiformes, Gobiidae. The record is from the annotation of a GenBank genome assembly.
AUGCUCUCAGCGGUGGCGCUCCACACGUCCGUGCGGCUCCACAUAUCUCUCUGUCCACUGGUCUACUACGGCAAGCCCUACCACCAUCUGCACAUGAACCACACUCCUGAGGGCCUCUUCAUUUGCAUGGAUGGGUUCCUGAGUCGGCCAAUCACAGGCGACUGUAUCCAGAUGCCCUCUGUGACGUCUGACCCCGUGGUACUGGUGAGCGCAGCUGCUCCAGGACUCCAGAGUGAGCAGUUAGGGCGACACUUCCCUGAACUCCAACAAAAUGGGACUCUGUGUGGUGUGGAGGUGCAACUGCGCUUCAGCCCCAGCAACACUAGUGUUUUCAGGAUGUUUAGCUUCGGAGAUGUGUCUGUGUUGCACCUGGAGCCUCUCGGCCCCAAUGUCACUGUGAGUUUCUAUGUGAAGGGACAGCUGUGGUCUUCUUGGAUCAUAGGCGCCGUCUCCAACCACAGCUUCUUUCUGCCCGCCGCCUGUCGACUAGGAGAUUCUGUGAUCAGACCGAACUCCUCCAUCAACAAAGACUCCUGCACCGACACCAAAUGUGACGCUUUGGGACGAAUCCACGUAAGCAGCUGUGGAGGACAGCAGACCUGCAUCGGGCACAACUGCUCCCUGGACCUGCUGUGCUCCGUCCUCGGCCCUUUGGUGGUGGACUUCAGGGGGAACAUGCGGAUGAUCCCCAACAGAUGCACGUUUGUCCUGCUGGAGACCACCUACUGCAGCAUCAGGGCUGUGUUCCGGGACCGACGGCGCCAGGACCUGGUCUUCAUUGAAUCCCUGAGCUUCAGGAUCCAGAACGACACCUUCUCCUGCAGCAGGGAGCGCUCUCUUCUGGACUCCUCGUACAUCCAUGGUCUUUGCAGUGACUCCUGGAACAUCACAGGGAACAUACUCCACACACAGGGCUGUGAUGCACAGUAUCAGGAAGCUCCAGAUCCUUUCAUCAACCUUGCAGUAGUGACCCAACGAUGCCACUUCUUCUUAAAGGACGUGGGUUCUCCCUGUCACCUGGAGGUGAACCCGCGUCCAUUCGUCCGCUCCUGUCUGGAGUUGUUCUCCUUUUACCCAGACACAGACGGAAUCGAUCAUGAGUUCUGUGGCAUCAGUCCAGAGGGCGCCCCCUACUGUCAGUGCCGCGCCAUCUACGCUGCACCCUUCAGGCAGUCUGGGACUUACAAUCUCCCAGUAGACUGUGGAAAGAACAGCUCCUCCCUCAGCCUGGUGACCUGUCUGCUGGAGGAUACCCCCUUCUCACCGCUUGACCUGCACCUCCUAGAUCCCACCUGCAAGGGGCAGAUGGAUCCAGUCACACACAUGCUCCGGUUCAGCUUUAACCACAGCCACAAAGAGACCAACUGUGGAGGCCUGGUCCUGAAUGGUCCUGUAUUUGACCCGGCCCUGAUCAGACAGGUCUCUCCUCAGACCGACAUCCCUGUGGGGACUCGGGUCUGGGUCGCUCUGACACUGAAGCAGGUAGAUCACCUGAUCAAAUCCUCCUGGGCCACGCCAUCCUCUGCAACGCCUUUUGGGGUCACACCUCCCAGGCCCACACCCCCCAGGGCCAAACCCUCCAGGGCCACACCCCCCAUGGCCACAUCCCCCAGGGCCACGCCCUCCUGGGUUACUCUCACCUGGGCGCUGCCUUCUUCUGCCCCGCCAUCUUCUGCCCCGCCAUCUUCUACCACGGCCUCCCUCCAGGACUAUGUGCCGAGACGCAAGCUGAUUGUGGAAAGAUGUGCGAGUGCCGGAGCUGCUGAUGUGGUUGUGGAGAGGAACAAUGGAGAGUCUCGAAGCAUCUUCUCCUUCAAGAUGUUUUGCUUCGAAGGGUUUCCCCCCGGAAUCAGACUGCACACAGUCACAGAGAAGUUCGUGGUUCUAAAACAGAUGAAGAAGAAGAACGAAUGA